Molecule: messenger RNA, 948 nt
Organism: Tachysurus vachellii
Lineage: Eukaryota; Metazoa; Chordata; Actinopteri; Siluriformes; Bagridae
Exons: 5
Coding region: 39-725 (228 amino acids)
Source: RefSeq, a predicted model, not a curated record
CAGCAGCAGCUUUAACCUUUUCUACACUGUCAGAGAGAAUGGCCAGGCUGCUGUUUAUACAGCUUGCAGCUGGUAUCUUCACCUUGAGUCUUCAGAUGACUUCAGCAGACAUUGUAUCUGUUCAUCCUGGAGCAAACGUCACACUGUCCUGCAGCAUCACUAAUUAUUCUGACAUAAUUUGGUAUCAAGUUACAUCUGUGGAGCUGAAACAGGUCAUAAGUGCGAAGAGAGGGAGACUGGACAACCACUUCUCUCUUAGCUACACUGUCGAUGACGGUCAUUUUGAUGUAACUGGAAACAGCAGUUUAGUGAUUACUGGAGUUAAAGAGACAAAUUUGGGAUCUUAUUACUGUGGAGCUCAAAACAAGUCACGUGUUCAACUUGGGAAACAAAUCAUACUGAAAUUUACAGACAAAGCACACAAUGAAAGUGUUUCCUCAUCUGCAUAUAUGGAUCAUUGCAAAAUUCUAAAUAUAAUCCUAACGUGUGUGUGCUUCAUCUCCUUCCUAAUUAACAUCAUCUGCAUUUGUGUGUUCAGUUCCCGAGUGCAAGGAAAGUCACGAUCAUCACUCACAUGCUGCAGUGACACCAACACCAAUUAUUCAGCUGAAAAGGAAAUGAAUCUGCGCUAUGACACUUUUAUACACCAAAGAGAACCUGCUGAAAAGAACACGUCAGAUUUGGGCGACGUGAUAUACGCAGGAAUCAGACAUCUACCAGCCUGAUGUGACAUAAACCUGAAUAUAGAUCUGUAUUCAUCUGAAAAGGUGUUGAAUCCUAACAUGGUUAACAAUGUAAACUCCAUAAUAUUGUUAUUUAUAUUAUUUAUAUUCUCAUUAAUAUGGAUCAACACAUUGUAAAAAGCCAUUUAAUUUAUGUCCUGAAGUUACAUGUAUGAACUGUACAGUAUGUCUCCCUGUAAUUUUAACCUUGCUUGCUUCUGAUAAA